GGACCAAUCAUAUGAGAGCAUUAUACGAAGCUGUCCAAUGGGAGCACUGGCGGGGCUCUAUUUGAAGCUGAGGGCGGAGCGCUAGCGUAAUAGUGUAGUAGCUGCAUCAGGAGGCGGAAGGGUUGUAGGGGUAGUUCUCACUCCUCGCUCUUACAGCCCGACCGUCUCCAGUCAAGAGCUGCCGUCCUCAUGGCGCUGGUCCGGCGCGCUGCGAUUACUAGAGGGGUGGAGAAUGCUAUGACAGGACUUAACAACAAAGCCAAAAGUCAAGUAACUAACAAAAGGGCUGCUUUGGAAGAGAUUGGGAACAGAGUUACAACCAGAGGAACACAUGCAGCCAAGAAAACAGAGAGCUUCAAAGUACCUGUAAAAACUACAAAAGGAGCUACUAAACCAGCAAAUGUAACUGCACCUAAACCUUCAGCUGCACUGAUAACUCUCAAAGAAGAGACUGUUCCAAAGAUUCGGUCUCCAACCCCUAUGGAUGUAUCCAUGAAAGAAGAGGACCUAUGCCAAGCUUUCUCUGAUGUGCUGCUUAACAACAUAGAGGAUAUUGAUGCUGAUGAUUGGGAAAAUCCUCAACUCUGUAGUGACUAUGUAAAGGAUAUUUAUCUGUAUCUGAGGCAGCUUGAGCUGCAGCAAUCAGUACGUCCACACUACCUCAAUGGGAAGGAGAUCAAUGGGCGUAUGCGUGCAAUUCUAGUUGAUUGGCUGGUUCAGGUCCACUCAAGGUUUCAGCUCUUGCAGGAAACACUGUAUAUGUGUGUUGCAAUUAUGGACCGCUUCUUACAAAUUCACCCAGUAUCCCGUAAGAAGCUUCAGCUGGCUGGUGUUACAGCAUUGCUUCUUGCCUCAAAGUACGAGGAGAUAUUCUCCCCUGAUAUUGCGGAUUUUGUUUACAUCACUGACAAUGCGUACUCUAGCUCUCAGAUCAGAGAGAUGGAAAUGAUGAUUCUUAAGGAGUUGAAUUUUGACUUGGGACGCCCUCUACCACUUCACUUCUUAAGGAGAGCGUCAAAAGCUGGUGAGGCUGAUGCUGAGCAACAUACACUAGCAAAGUACCUGAUGGAGCUGACACUUAUAGACUAUGAUAUGAUACACCAUCAUCCUUCAGAGAUAGCAGCUGCUGCCCUAUGCUUGUCUCAAAAGGUUCUGGGGCAAGGCGAAUGGGGUGUAAAGCAGCACUACUACACUGGGUAUACAGAAGACAAUCUUAUGCUAAUUAUGCAACAUAUGGCCAAGAAUGUAGUAAGAGUAAAUGAGAACUUAACAAAAUACACUGCCAUAAGGAACAAGUAUGCAAGCAGCAAACUCAUGAGGAUCAGCACAAUUCCUCAACUGAACUCCAAAACAGUAAAAGAUCUUGCUUCAUCUCUCUUGGGAUAAUCCUAGGUAGACCAUUCCUACUCCAUGCACUUUGUCAAUAUGAGCCUAACUGAGGCACAACUGCUGCUUUUGUACAUAGCCAUCAAUCUUAGUACAGACACCUCAGAUUCCCUCUGAAAGCAAACUUUUAAACUUGCCCUCUAAUACUCUCGUAUAUCUAGAAAUAAAGCUCCUUUUUUAAAAAAAAA
This is a messenger RNA of Gopherus evgoodei (Goodes thornscrub tortoise), 1574 nucleotides long. It is a transcript of the gene CCNB2, whose product is annotated as cyclin B2. Gene Ontology annotation, molecular function: cyclin-dependent protein serine/threonine kinase regulator activity. The record is from RefSeq and is a predicted model, not a curated record. Gene Ontology annotation, cellular component: cyclin-dependent protein kinase holoenzyme complex; nucleus; cytoplasm. Lineage: Eukaryota; Metazoa; Chordata; Testudines; Testudinidae. Gene Ontology annotation, biological process: regulation of cyclin-dependent protein serine/threonine kinase activity; mitotic cell cycle phase transition.